AUUUUAUUUUAAGCACAGUGAGCUGUCUAAACCUACAAAGUCAAUGCCUCAAAAGAACAUUGGCCAAUGUGUUUCACCAUCAAACAUAAACAACUCAUCGUCAUUACCAAGAAAAACCCUAAUUACAAUUAUUAGUACGUCCAAAUUCGUAAUUAGUAAACAAAAAGUGAGAUAGAAUGGUAAAGAGAAGAGAGUGCUUUCGAAGACUCUUCCCUCGAAUAAACUCAAAGAGGUGACAGCCGUUAUUAAUACCUCCUGCCGUACUUUCUUCUACAGACCACACACACUCUUUUUUUGCUUACGACUUCCGAGACAAAGAGAGAAAGAGAGAGAAAAAGAGAAUUCUUGUAAAAGCUUUUGCCUUUUAGAGGAAAGAAUAGUGCCAGAUCUUAGAAGGAUCCGAAGACCCAUCAGAAACUUUUUACGAGUCAAUAAAUCUUAUUUUUACCCACAAGACAACAAACAAACUUGCAUUCCAAAAAACCACUUCUUCUUCUUCUUCUUUCUCCUCCUUCUCUCUUGUUUUUUUCUUCCUUUGACUUUCACUGUCUCUUUGUGACUUUGUCUUCAUGUUCGUCUGUUUUUGGUUACUCCUCCGGAACAAGGUUUUGUGAGAUGACUCACGUGUUGGUACGAAGACAGGGACAAGGAAAGAAGAGAAGAUGGGACGUGAAUAUGACCAUGUGUUUCUUCUUAUUCUUCUUCGUCUUCUAUGUCAGUUUUCAGAUAGUUUUGUCGUCAUCGGCUUCUGUUGGUUAUUCUCGUCUUCACCUCGUCGCGUCGCCGCCGCCGCCUCCGCCGAGAAAGGCUCUGAGAUACAGUACGGCACCGUUUCGUGGGCCAUUGAGCAGAGAUGAUAUUUAUGGAGACGACAAGAGAGUAGUUCACACGGGUCCCAAUCCUCUCCACAACUAACUUUUACGUGUUGCUAUUAUUAUCACUUACCCCCUUCACCAACCUACAAGGGCUACAAGCAAAACGCAAGACGCAAACGUGGAACGCCAAUCGCGAUCCGAAGGUACUCUAGUGUAAAAUCGAGUUUGUCAUAGAUUUUGAAAGUUGGAAUCCUUUUGUUUUUGUCUUUAUGGAGCAUAGAAACGAUUAUAUUUUAGGUAUUUAGGGUAGAUUUGGUUCGACUAUAUUGAACUCUUUUAAUGUUAGUAUUAAGAAUUUAAAGAAUAUACGCCACUUUUGCCUAACAACUAAAGGAGAGUAAACUAUCUAAAGAUAAAAUUGUGAUGUUGUUAAGUGUUGCAACGGUUACAAUGUUGUUGUGUUUCAUGUCACAGAAAAUUAUGAUGUCUUAUAUGGUGUUUAAUUAAUGUUUCAAGAAAAUGUGAGAUGGUAUGUGGUUUUAAUGUUGAACUCUUUAAUGUCUUAUUUGGGUUUAGUGAUUGAAAUUUGUGAAGGCUAGUGCAGAAGACGCCCUAAAUCAUCUCAUUUGGUGUGUAAUUUUCUAAGAAAUGAGAAGGUAUGGUUUUAGUGUUUGGAAUUUGAGAAGGCUAGUACAGAAAAAACUAUGAAUCAUCUCAUCUGAUGUGUAAUGUUUCAAGAAACGAGAUGGUAUGGUUUUGGUGUUUGAAUUUGAGAAAGUGCGUGCAGAAGAAGCUCUGAAUCAUAUUUAACUUUCCUUCUUCAGCAUCUGCCCUCAUAAUUCCACUUUUUUCUCUUUGCUCUCAACAUAUACCUACCCCUACUAAUUGAGUAAGUGUGAAUAGUUUUCUCUCUCAGAUGACUAUUAGUCUAUUACUAUUACCAUCUUUCAUUUAAUUGUUUGGUGUACUUCAAAAGUAGAGAUUUAGAUACAACAACUACUCUGU
Molecule: messenger RNA, 1820 nt
Organism: Arabidopsis thaliana (thale cress)
Lineage: Eukaryota; Viridiplantae; Streptophyta; Magnoliopsida; Brassicales; Brassicaceae
Gene: CLE17
Product: CLAVATA3/ESR-RELATED 17
Exons: 1
Coding region: 616-915 (99 amino acids)
Biological process (GO): system development
Cellular component (GO): extracellular region
Source: RefSeq, marked reviewed